AUGGCCGGCACAUUGUUGUUGAGGAGAAAAGAUCAACUAAUCGAGGCAAGUAACACCAGAGGACGGUUCAUACCUGGCAGAGCUCCAGGCUACAGGGGUGAUGGUGCAAGAGGCCGUGGAAAUUACGGAAAUGGGAGAAACUAUGGCCGUGGUGACUUCAAUGGCAGGGGAGACUAUGGUUAUCGGAAUGGUAAUCGGGGAGGGUUUUCAAGCCGUGGCGGUGACGGAUAUCAGAGAAACGAUCAUCAUAUGGGACCCCACGGUGGCCGCAUGAAUCGUCCAGGUGGGGCUGCUGCUAAUCCACCCUUCAAACCCAAUGGUGUUCGCGUUCCUGCGUCUGCUUGA
This is a messenger RNA of Sphenostylis stenocarpa, 345 nucleotides long. The record is from the annotation of a GenBank genome assembly. NCBI's taxonomy places the organism in Eukaryota, Viridiplantae, Streptophyta, Magnoliopsida, Fabales, Fabaceae.